UGUGCACGUAGAGAGGAGAGAUGACUUAACAGAGGUGUGAUUGUUUCGUUCUGCCUUCGACAGCCGUGAACACUCGGCUCGUUUCGUCGAGUUAACCAGGAGCAGGAGGACCAGUCAGACUGUCCAAAGAGACGUAAUGUCUUUACAAACAGAGGCGACAGUCUGUUACUGCGCGAAGACGUCGGACGAUGCUAAACGGCCCGUCCACUAACCGAAAUUAGCCCGUGUGUGUGUGGCCCCAGUGGCGGCUCCUUUCUGUCCGCCGUUCGGCUGCUCGCUUGGUGACAGUCGACCUUUUUUAUCCGGAACUCAGAAGCCGGGUGAGCAGCAGCCUGUUAGCUGUUUUUUCUGGGACUCCUCGGUGUCGGUGACAGCCACGUCAGCUAGCUUAUAUCUCUGUAGUGUGUCGUGUUGCGAGCACUGCUGAGCUCCGGACUUUGCGUGUUCUAAGUAUUUAACUUAGAGGGUCUUUCUGCGGCCAUGGCUCCGAUGGGUAUCCGGCUGUCACCGCUCGGUGUGGCGGUGUUUUGCCUUCUUGGAGUCGGUGUCAUCUAUCACCUGUACGCCGGGGUCAUCUCCAGCCGCUUGGCUGCUUUCAGACAGAGGAGAAAAGUGGACCUGAGGGACCUGCUGGCGGUCUCAGUGGAGGCUGCAGUUCUUGGAGGUAGAGAGGUGAAGAAGGUGCGUGAUGAAAAUGGCCUGAAGGAGAAGUCGAAGGGCAAGACGAAGGAGGGAGCCACUGAGCUUCUGACCAUGGGAGACCUGAAGUCUCACAGAAAGAUGUACAACCUGAUAAAGAGCACCUUCCCUGACAUCGUGGUGAACAGUGAGGAACAUGACAACGUUGUGGAGGAGCCAGCAGUCUGGAGCCGGGACAUUCCAGCAGACAUACUAGACAAGAUAGAGGGACACAAGGAUGUUCCUGCUGAGAGCCUCACAGUGUGGAUCGAUCCUCUAGAUGCCACACAGGAAUAUACAGAGAACCUCUUGAAGUAUGUGACUACAAUGGUAUGUGUGGCUGUAGAUGGUAAACCAGUCAUCGGGGUCAUACACCAGCCUUUCUCUGGGUUCACUGCCUGGGCGUUUGUGGGCCAGGGGUCAAAUAUGCAUCCGCGGUCGUCCUAUAGUCUCAGCCCUCCGAACGUGAUUGUAUCACGUUCCCACUCUGGAAAAGUCAAAAGUUUUGUUCAUAAUGCUUUUGGAAAUAAUACAAUCAUAGAGGCAGGUGGAGCAGGAUAUAAGGUGCUGUCACUCUUGGAGAUGCCGGCGACUGAAACGGGUUCCAUGGAGCAGGCAGAUGUUUACAUCCACAUCACCUUCAUUAAGAAGUGGGACAUCUGUGCUGGAGCGGCGCUGCUGAAUGCAAUGGGGGGCCAUAUGACAACCCUAAAGGGAGAGGACAUUGACUACAGCGGGACACCUCUCAACAAAGGAGGACUGGUGGCCACUGUGGGGGUGGACCACAAGGCCAUCCUGGAGAGACUACCAAACUGGGACCCUGAAAAACACUGAAGGACCCAAACACAGAGCCAUUGGUUGUGUGGUCAGUGGUUGUGAUAAGGGCAUCAUGUGGCAGCCCCUUCUCUAUAACUAAGAGUAGUGUGCAGACAUCACCAGGCCUGCAUGACGUCAUCAUCGUGGGACGCCAGACAUCUGUCAGUCAGAUGGAUUGGAUUCACUGUCACUGGCGUCGGCCCCUGAGCAGGACUGUGGAACCAACAUAGCUGCAAACUGGAAACUGCGAUGGCUGACUUAAUGGCUCUGACUACACACUGUGGGAGAAAUGGUACAUCUCCCUCUUCAUGUGUAUAUAUACACACGCUCACAGUGAACACUGGACAACAGCUGCCACGCCUGAAUCCCCUUCCUUCAUCUUCAGAGCACAACCGGAUAACUCUAAUGUGAAAUGCUAUAAACUGAGGAGCACAACUCUGAGCGUUACAGUGAAAACCCGCAGAGCGACUGGCAUCGUUUACUUUCAUCAUCUCAAGUCCCAUCUUCAUCACACAACGUUCCUAACAUCAGCUUAGCACAGUUAGUGAAAGAUCAUCAUCGUCAUUUGCCACUUGAUUUAACAACAAACCCUCUAUUCACCAGCAUCAUUAUACCACAGUGGCUCACUUCACACUGUCUGACUUCAAAGUUGUCAUCUGAGGUGGCUCUGAGAUGGAGCAGUUCAGCUCUGGAUUAGCACUACAUACUCUAAGAAUGGAGCCUCAGCUCCACUACAAAGCACGGCACUGUCAUUUACACUUCCAUACGGGCGCUCUUCAUUUCUGUUCUGGGACUUCAUUGGCCUUUGCUCACACUGUACACGCUCAUCUCUCAAACUCUGGGUCAGGACUCCAGUAGUGUAUUUUAAAGAGCCAGGGCUUCAGUGUAAGUACACUGAUUUGGUCUUUGCUUGAAAAAAGGUAAGAAAACCUCCUUUUUUUUUUUUUAAAUCUUAUUUGGCUCCAAAAUUGAGGCAAAUGAAAGAUUUUUGUAAAGCAGUCCCACCUCAGUGAACACAGCAGUGUUUGCCAAGAAGAACUCACCACAUAUUUCAUUUCUGUUGACGUGUUAGUCUGAGGAAGUAAUUGCAAAAAGGUGAACUGCAAAAAUUAUGCAAAUUAACUCAACUACAGUAAGGGGGCGAUCAGGGGGCGAUCAGAUUUACUGAAGUACUAAUUAACUUGUUACUAACAGCCCCCCUGCAACAAAAUGUUUUCUUACAAAUUCAUUAAGAUUAAAUGAAAUAGGAAAACUGAGGGAAUAUUUAAGGAAAAGUUGUUUGUUUUCCCAUGUAGUGAUGAGAUGAUGUGUUGUUUUCUUUUCUUGAUUCAGUAUAUGAUAUGUGGUUUGGAUUCCAUCAUGAUACAAUUAAAAGUUCAAUGACGAACAGUUGAUGAUU
This is a messenger RNA of Toxotes jaculatrix (banded archerfish), 2893 nucleotides long. It is a transcript of the gene bpnt2, whose product is annotated as 3'(2'), 5'-bisphosphate nucleotidase 2. Gene Ontology annotation, cellular component: endomembrane system. Lineage: Eukaryota; Metazoa; Chordata; Actinopteri; Toxotidae. The record is from RefSeq and is a predicted model, not a curated record. The transcript is spliced from 8 exons. Gene Ontology annotation, biological process: phosphatidylinositol phosphate biosynthetic process. Bases 481 to 1512 code for a protein of 343 amino acids. Gene Ontology annotation, molecular function: 3'-nucleotidase activity.